AUUGUUUUGCGACCUCAGCGUCAAUUCAAACCAACAUUCAAUCUGUCCGGCUGGGACUGCAAUUACCAUACCAAGUCAUGUCAUGUUAAUUGGUGAAGGGAGUCGGAUUAUUUGGUUCAUAGGCCGAAAUUCCAAAAAUGAAGUCGGUGUCCGAGGUACUUUGUAGACGUAUCAAUGCGCGCCACGAUGAAGAUAACGUUAAACAUAAUUUCGCUGCUCACCAUGUUAGCCACGGUGAACUCCCAAUUUUGAGUAAGUUAUGGAGCCACUAAUCAGCCAGCCAUUGCUCGGAGAACCAACCGAAACUCUGCAGGAUCGGCAUUUCCAGGGAGCGAGGGGAGUAGUACACUCUGGAUCACGGCGCGGCAUGCUGGACAAAUGUCGGCAUCUACUAUGCGUAGUACCAAGCGGUAUUUCCCUCCUGUGUCAUUGAACUUUCUUUUUUGUUUAAUAUAAACCGCUUCAAUUUACACCGGCGAAGGCGAUAUCCCUUCAAACUGGCCUAAUAUCACGGACGCGACACGAUAAUGUCUGAUCAGUCUGGCCAGAGGAACGGCGAGAAUGAAACAACUCCCUUAAUCAGACAAAACAUUACCUCUAAUGGGAAGUUAACGGGCACGAGCAAUGGCUGUGAACCAAAAAGUUUCCUUAAAGCGAGCGUCUGUGCCGACGACGACAACAUACACGACACCCACUUCAUCGACAUUACUCCCUCCAAGUUCUGGGUGAUAUUCGGAAGCCUCUUGCUCUCUAUCGUUCUAUCCUUUUUUGACGGCUCUCUUUUAGAAUCCAUCCAUCCCGUCAUCUCGUCGCAUUUCCAUGUUGCGAACUCAGCAUCCUGGCUAUCUACGGGGUUCCUCUUAACCUGUACGGUGUUUCAACCGAUCAUUGGUCAGAUAUCCGAUAUAUUUGGCAGACGCGUUCCUUACCUUGUUUCCAUUACGAUAUUCUUCAUAUCCACGGCCUGGUGCGGGACAGCAUGGAGUUUCAGCAGCUUCCUUUGCGCACGACUACUUUGCGGUGUUGGUGCGAGCGGAAUCAUCGCUCUGGGGUCCAUUAUCUGUUCGGAUUUGAUCUAUAUUGAGCACAGAGGGAUGUACCAGUCUUACCUCAGUCUUGCGUACGGCCUUGGGAACUGCCUUGGACUGGCAUUCGGGGGGUUGAUAGUUGAUACCCUCGGCUGGAGAGCAGCGUUUGGAAUACAACUACCUUUGCUCUGUGUACUGUUCGCCGCGGCAUAUUUUACGUUGCCUUCAAACCUGGGUCCCCAGUUAGCACGCGAACGCAACAUUAACAUCCGACAAGCACUUGGAACGAUAGACAUUGCUGGUUCCUUUUGCCUUGUCCUUGGUGUCACAGCUCUGAUGCUGGGACUGAAUUUAGGCGGCAAUGUUUUCCCCUGGAGACAUCCGCUUGUUAUCUCUUCAUUGAUCGUAUUUUGCUUGGUUUCAGUUCCCUUCAUCAAAGUUGAACGCUUGUCCUCCAACCCUGCUAUCCCAUUGCCGCUCCUAUCAAAAGGCCCGCAUGCGAAUUUAAUGCUCGGGAACUUCCUUGCUGGUAUCUCUAUUAACACAAUCUUGUUCAACGCACCUCUUUUCUUUCAGGCAGUCAAGUUGGAGUCACCGACGAGCUCGGGGCUCCGUCUACUUCCCGCAUCUGUUGGGUUAAUGAUUUCCAGCCUCUUAACCGGUAUCCUUAUGGCAAGAACCCGUCGACUGAAGCCGAUUCUCCUUCUAGGGGUAUUUUGGCUGAUUGGCAGCUCUGCCUGCUCCGGGAUUCUCAGUGUCAACGCCCCAGAUUGGGUUUCCGUGCUCAUUAUUGCAAUGGCGGCCUUUAGCCAGGGCGCGUUGUAUCCGCCCACCAUGAUGGGAGUACUGUCGACCAGCGCCCAGGAGGACCAGGCUGUUAUCACCACAACUCUUUCCCUACUCCGUUCUCUAGGGUGGGUGAUGGGCGUGGCAGUCAGCAGCUUGAUUUUCCAAAACGCUCUGGGUGCGUUCCUCCGCCAAACUGUUACCGGCCAUGAUAAAGCGGAUAUAAUUCUCCGUGUUCGAAAGUCUAUUAAAGAAAUCGCUCAAUUGGAUACGAUCCAUAAAGCCCAGGUUGUCAGCGCCUAUGAAAUGGCACUUCGUGUAACCUUCUUGUCGAGCGUACUCUGGGGGGUCCUUGUACUUGCGCUCACCGUUCCUGUCAAAUUACCCCGACUGGGACACAAAAAGUGAUUUUUCAGCCCGACUUUUCUUCGCAGCCUGUGCAUUUUAAAUUCCCUAUAUACUCAAUAUGAUUUAGCUAGCGAGAUCUUCUUGCCUUGCACCUUUCGCUUGAAGGGCCCUUAAUUGUAUAGACUAGGGAGAAACCACUCUAGAUUUUAUGUAGAGUUUCAUUAUUGACUUGGAGAGAAAUGAAAAUAUUCCUCAUCUACGCCCAGGCAAAGUGUCCACCUCUCUCAAUUCCAUUGUACCAUGUCUGUCCUCACAGUGAUACUCAGGGAGUGUUCGGUUGCCUGUUUAACCUCAUGUAGGCUCUUAUAAAAGACUCACUUGCAUAAUCUUGCACACUGUAUUUAAAUUACCUGAACAAAAAAGGCCUUGUGUUCAGUCUGUCAUUCUUAUAUCUCUUUUUCUUCUUCAUUUACAUGUGAUUAGAGUUCAACAGUGGAAUUAGACUGGAUAGUGAAGAGUUAUAACUGAAAUAGACAAGAUGAGGGAUGUGCAAAGCUGUCAGUAUCUGAGUCAUUUUCAUGGAAAGGCAUAGUAGUGGGGUAGAUCAUAUUUCUUGCUUAAAUAUGCUAGCUGCGUGUAGGUUUUAUGAGUUUUGCCUCAAAAUAUAGAUUCAUUCCAUUAGCGUGAGGUCCAGAACAAC
Molecule: messenger RNA, 2862 nt
Organism: Blastomyces gilchristii SLH14081
Lineage: Eukaryota; Fungi; Ascomycota; Eurotiomycetes; Onygenales; Ajellomycetaceae
Product: MFS multidrug transporter
Exons: 3
Coding region: 528-2222 (564 amino acids)
Biological process (GO): basic amino acid transport; transmembrane transport
Cellular component (GO): fungal-type vacuole membrane
Molecular function (GO): basic amino acid transmembrane transporter activity
Source: RefSeq, a predicted model, not a curated record